Cololabis saira (Pacific saury) is the source of this 2308-nucleotide messenger RNA. Its product is annotated as 5'(3')-deoxyribonucleotidase, mitochondrial-like. Bases 471 to 1160 code for a protein of 229 amino acids. The transcript is spliced from 5 exons. Gene Ontology annotation, molecular function: 5'-nucleotidase activity. Gene Ontology annotation, biological process: pyrimidine deoxyribonucleotide catabolic process. The record is from RefSeq and is a predicted model, not a curated record. Lineage: Eukaryota; Metazoa; Chordata; Actinopteri; Beloniformes; Belonidae.
CUGCUGCAAGCCGCAGGCUUGGGGCUUGGACAGUGUGUUCCCGCAGCUAAGCACUUUUCUCCCUGCAGCUGCACAAGGUGCCGUCUAGUACCCGUUUAGUGCAGACAGUUUCAACAGCAAAUAUCAUAAAUGCUGUGAAUUGGCAGAUGGCAGCUGCCAACCUCCCAAUACACGUUGACAAACGAUGGAAAAAGGUCUAAGAAUAGCAGCCAAAGGCGCGUCACGAUUGACCCGGCCGACUGCCGUCGACGCUUAGAUCAAGUUAAACUACACAGUGCAACAUUUGUCUUUAUCGACGAAGUGAACAACAAAAGUUACAACUCCAGGGUUGAACUGUCGUAGUAUUUGGAAACUUUUUUUUCUUCUUUUUUUAAUCCCAUGCGGACUUUAAUCGACUGUCUCCACCGGUUGUUUGGAGAGGGCAGGGUCCGCUCGUUGCACCGCCGGGCGCCUCCCGCCGGGAACCCACGAUGCUGCUGCUCGGUGCUACACGCCUACUCGGAAGAGGGAAACCUUUGCUCUGUGAUCCGUUUAAGAGGAUUUACAUAAACAUGUCGUCGUCCUCUGCUUCGGGUAAGAGGCUGCGGGUUCUGGUGGACAUGGACGGGGUCCUGGCGGACUUCGAGGGGGGGUUCCUGAGGAAGUACCGGGCCAGGUACCCGCAGGACCCCUUCAUCACCCUGGAGGACCGGCGGGGCUUCUGGGUGUCUGCGCAGUACGGACAGCUGCGGAGCGACCUGUGUGAAAAGGCCAUCAGUAUCUGGGAGUCCAAAGACUUCUUCACGGACCUGGAGCCUCUUCCCGGAGGAGUGGAGGCAGUCAAAGAGAUGGCCAAACUGGAGGACACAGAUGUCUUUAUUUGCACCAGCCCUAUAAAACAUUACAAACACUGCCCAUAUGAAAAGUACGCGUGGGUGGAGAAGCAUUUGGGCCAGGAUUUUCUGGAGCAGGUCAUCCUGACCAGAGACAAGACAUUAAUUGCCGGUGACCUCCUCAUUGAUGAUAAACCGGACAUACAAGGCGUGGAGCCCAACCCGGUGUGGGAGCACAUCCUCUUCACCGCCUGCCACAACAAGCAUCGGUCCGUGGGCCCGGCUCAGAGACGCCUGCUGUCUUGGUCGGACGACUGGCGGGCGAUCCUGGACAGCAAGAGGCAGUGAGGAGCUGCGACCCAGAAGCCUCAGCGGCCCGGCACCCUGGGAGACGGAGAGUCUAGGUGUCACAUGGCUGUCUUCUCACUGGGGACUGCAGCCAAUCAGUAUUUACAGUCUUCUUUUAAGAAGAAAUGGAAGUUUUACACUGUUCAUCUGUUGGGAGAGACAAUUCACGUAUUUGACCACAAGGGAGCACUGUGACACCAGGUUUGAAACUGUGAUGCCAGACACGCGUGCGUGUACGUGCGUGUGCGUGCACAGACACAUAGUACUGUUUUGACAGAUGUUUGUUUUGCAUCUGCGGGAAAACCACUGUGAUCAAAAUCUGGAGUUUUACAGUUAAAAUUACAACUUUGGGUGCCCCCCCCCCCCCAUAAUUUUGUCCCGGCAUUUCACAGUCAUUUAUGCAUCUGACUAUACUCAUUAGGAAAGACACACACUGCUUCGUGCAUGAUGCCAAAACUCACAGAGUGUAUAAUAGAAAAUAGUAAAUGAAUCACAGAAAAAUAUACUCUAGAUAUAUCUAUUUUUUGGUCAAAUCUAUAGUAUUAUUUCCUAUUUUAAAACAUUGAAAUAUAUAUGUAAAACAAUAAUUUUUUCAGGUGUUUUUCAUUAAUUUGUUAAAGCCGUUUAUGAAGUGCUGUAAACCACUUGCCGUAAGAUCUGCAGCCACGUCUGGAGGACGUGGAUCUGAGUGGUGGAAGAUGUACCUGGUGCUUAGUGUGUGUUAUUGUGUAUAGUUUUAAGCUUGUUUCUGUCUGUGGGAUGUUUCAAUGUGUUUGCUCCACCUCAGAUACAAAAUGACAACUGUGUUUCACUCUGUAAACAAAACAGUGGAUGUCAAAAUAGUUUUGACAGAUGUUUGGAAGUCUGUCGCUCGGGGUUUGACAUCCUGACAUGUGGGCGGGGGGCGAACAUGAACUAAACCCAGUGAACACACCUCUUUGUGCCCGUUGUUGUCUUUUUCUCUUUCCACUGAUCAUAUCUGCUGACAAAACAUGAGAGAAUAGGUUCUCAUAAGCCCUACUCCAGCGUACACUUUCCAUUAUAUUGUACCACAUGGGACCAUUUAGUUUAGCUUGUUCCAUGUACAGCCGCAGUGCAGUUUUUGUUCAAAAGAAUGCACACCUGGGCCCCCUGUUUUUCUUUGUGUG